Messenger RNA from Adelges cooleyi (spruce gall adelgid), 1756 nucleotides. Its product is annotated as glycosylated lysosomal membrane protein B-like. The coding region runs from base 268 to 1464 and encodes 398 amino acids. Gene Ontology annotation, cellular component: lysosome. The transcript has 6 exons. The record is from RefSeq and is a predicted model, not a curated record. NCBI's taxonomy places the organism in Eukaryota, Metazoa, Arthropoda, Insecta, Hemiptera, Adelgidae.
CGGAAAUACGGAAUGCAUUUUGUUAUUAUCGCUGUCCAAUGACGGUUACAAUUCCAAUUGAAUGAGUAAACACAAUGCAAUUAAAAAUAGAACAAUAGCGUAGUACAAAGUUCAAACUAGAGUUGUCUGAUGUUUCAUUUUUCUCAUUAUUUUUGUAUAGUUACAUUUCCAAGUUCCAACUGUUAUAUUUUAAAUUAAAGAACUCACUACUCAGCUCGUGUAAUCUAACGUUGUUGUGUGAAUAGUGUUCCAUAUUAAACAAAAAUUAUGAUGAAGCGUUUAGUUGUGAUUUUGGCAAUAAUAAUUUCUACCGGGCAUGCCGAUAGAAAAUUGAAUUUCAAAUAUAAUCCAGGAUGUACAUCCGAGUGUUCUAAUUUAUUGAAACUGGCUUAUGUGCGAGCAGAAGGUGAUAAUGACACUGUACAUUAUCUUUUCGAUUUUACCAUGAAACCAUCUUUAGUAGUUGUGACAUCAGUUAAAGAUUCUGUUGUUGCUAUUGAUUAUGAAAAGUUAAAGACUAAAGGCCCAGAUAAUACCAUAUCAUUUUCAAAUGUACCAAUAUAUGUGUUUGGAACGGUACUAAAUUAUUUAUACGAAUUUAAUGAUAUAAAUGAUACAGCAUGUCUGAGUAAUAACUCAGAUAUCAUUGGUAUGGAUUUUAAAAGGUUUAAUAAUUGGAAUCUGACUAAAUUACAAAAUGAAGAAGAUUUUGUACAAGUUACCAUAUCUGCCAAUUCAUAUCGAUCAGUUGGCAUUAAUAAAACGGGAAAUGUUUCUGUUACGCUGAAAGUUUUUGGAAAAGAAGACAAAGGAUUUGCAUUUCCACAUUUAGUGCAUACACCUGAAUCUGGAGAAAUAACUCUAACACUUGAUCAUCUAAAAACAGCCAAUCCAAAAUCAAGAUUUGCAGUUGAAAUUCUUACACUUAGUUCCUACCCCUAUAAUUUUUCUGAAAAAAUAACAAAGAAAACAUUCAGCGAUGACAGUGCUUCUGGUGGUGUAUUUUCUAGUAUCUUAGUAAACGCAAUAGGUGAAGAUUUUGAAGAAGGAGGAGGUUAUUUAACGUGGAAACCUGUUGUCUUUAAAGCACCCGACACACAUGCUUUGAAUGCAUCAUCUACAGCUCAGUAUAGUAUUCAAAGUCAUUCAAAUGCAGUUGAUUGGAUUAGUACACCUCUAUUUAAUUUAUUUGGUAAUGAAUUAUUUAACACUCAAUCAUAUCUAAUGAAAGCUACAAAUGUGUCAUUUGGAGAAACUGGUGAUGAAUUUUAUUUGAAGUCCAACUAUCUUUAUUGGACAUUUUUGGUGGGAGUUGGUGCGCCUCCUAAUGACAGUUUAGGCUUCUUUGAGAUAUCAAUCAUUGCAAGUCUUUUAUUGUUAUUAACUAUUACAAUGAUCUUAGUGUUCUGUAUAUUCAUGCGUUGGAUAUCAAGUAAACGAAAUUCAAUAAUUUAUGGCCAAUAAGUUAUUACUACCAUAGUAAAAUUAAGAUCGCUUAAUUGUGCAAGUGCUAGUGUAAAGCUAAGCUCGGAUUGUAAUUUUAUAAUAUAAGUAUUUAUUUUCUUAAAAUAUUGAGCUAGUCCUACGUAUUAUUUAAGAUUUUGUAAGCAACUAAUGUAAUUUUGUAUUGCGGUACUGCAUCAUUCCUAAUUAAUAAUUUUUAGCCUAUGACAAACUAUUUUAGCUUAUACUUCCACAGAAUCUGGUUUAGCAAAUUACUAAAUAAUGUUAGCACUGUAAAACAAUUUUUUAUUUG